Brenthis ino (lesser marbled fritillary) is the source of this 1566-nucleotide messenger RNA. NCBI's taxonomy places the organism in Eukaryota, Metazoa, Arthropoda, Insecta, Lepidoptera, Nymphalidae. The record is from the annotation of a GenBank genome assembly.
AUGUAUGAUACUAGAAUUUGCUCUCGCUUCGCUUGGAUGCGUUCCGCAUGCGGAGGGCAGUGCUGCGGACGGGGCAGAGAGAUACAUUUACGUAAUAUCAUCCGAAGUACGGCAGCGGAACGCGUGGCGACUGUGACGCGGCCUAUAACAGAACUACUGUUGGCCACCAAGAGGAUACUUCAAGAGCACUUGACGGGUCUGUCUUAUCAGUCACAGAACAAGACAUCGGUUCUAUUCUCACAAUUAUAUAAAAGCCACGCAACGCGAACACACGUUCCACUUAGCGUCCUUUAUGAUGACAUUAGAAAUAUCCUGAAACCCAAUACAGAAGCAGAUGAUAUAAAUAGCGAGUACUUAGGGCCUGCUCCAAAAGAUAUGACUUUAAGUGCAAAAAAAUUCUUUCGGGAGGUAUUCCCUGUUGCUUACCAAAAUGUACUUAAGCUAGAGAAGAAACAGUUCCUUCCAGAGUACGAAGCUUGUUUAAAGGAUGCAUAUGAUGCCGUCCAGCCAUUUGGAGAUGUUCCACAACAGCUAGGGGCUUCAUUGUCACGGUCGCUGGAAGCGGCCCGAGCGUUACUCCAAGUACUAGUAGUGGGCGCGAGCGCACUCGCAGCGAGUGAGAAAGUGCUCUCGAGUGUGAACGAAGAGUGCUCUACCAAAUUGCUCCAUAUGGGAGGCUGUUCCCGAUGCAAAGGACACGAUGUCAGUCCCUGUCGGAAUUACUGCUUGAACGUCGCAAGAGGGUGCAUAGGUUCCUUAGUAGUGGAACUAGACGCGCCUUGGACGGGAUAUGUGGAAGGCGUUGAACGUCUUGCGAGGGCGGAUGCGGAUGCAGCCUUACGAGCGUUAGAUGUAAGAGUAUCUGAGGCGAUUAUGCACGCUCUUGAAAACCAUGUGAUUUUGGAAAAGAAGGUACGACAAGAAUGCGGGCCGCCUUCAACAGUGGAUGUUCCCAGUCUCACUUCCCCCCGUCCUACUCCUGGAGCAUCAAGACGCGAUGCUCUUCGAGCGCCUCCUCCCGAUACAGAAUUAUUGCAAUUUGCUGCUACUCUAGCGUCCAGUAAGAAGCUCUUCGCUGGACUGUCGGACAGACUGUGUGACGAUCCUGACUUCGCGAACGAUGGCAAUGAGAAGUGUUGGAAUGGAGAGACUAUUGGAGAAUAUACGAAAGCGCUAGUCGCGUCGGCAUCGAUAAGUGAUCAAAAAUACAACCCCGAGGUAACUUCAAGCUCGAGCCAAGACUCGCAAGUGGCGGCCUUAGGCGACCGGCUGCGGCAAGCCAGGCAGUUGUUAGUAUCCCACUCCUGGGCAUCGACACCGACAGCGGAGGCCUUCAUGCAAGGCGACGAAGCAGGCGACGAGGGUUCAGGGUCUGGUCGAAGCUACACUGACGAUGAUGCCUCGUACGAUGCUGAGGGCUCGGGAGAAGAAGGAUCUGGUGCAGAAGGCAUCGGAAGUAGAACAUAUGACGAAACAACAUACUCUUCGCCGCCUCGAACAGCCUCGGCUACAUCGUUCAGGCCGAUCCUUUCCAUCAUCAUUUCGACUGUCAUCAUUAGCUCGAUG